GGAUCCGCCCACGCAUAACUUGGAGUGACCUUUCAUCGCCGUUAAAAGAAUGUUCCAACAGUAAAAUCAGAGGGGCAUUCAGUAAUAUUUGCUUUGACUUCGCAAAUAACAGUUCCCCAAAAUGAUUAGAAGACUAACCACAGUGUGCAAGGAGUCUGGGUUAUUGUGCAAGACAAAGAAAUGCCAAAGUUUGCUAUUCUCUACUGUGGUUGAAAAAACUGACAAGAAACGUCGCCUGAAUGUUGGAGUUCUGGGUGCAGGACGCAUUGCCACUUCUGUCCAUAUCCCCAAUAUCCUCAAGGACAGAAGAUAUAAUAUAAACUGGAUCAUUGAAGAGAGUGACCAGCAAACCCAGAAAUGCCAGGAAGAACUGUUUAUUCAGGAUAUACCAUUUUUCAAGGCCAUAGAUAGAAAACGACUGCUAGCUGAUAAAGGAUUAGAUGCCAUUUUUAUAUUUAGUCCAACAUCAACUCAUGCAGAAUUCAUCUGCGAUGGCCUAAAAGAAGGUAAAUCAGUUAUGGUGGAAAAGCCAACUGCUGAAUCCUACACAGACAUUAAGACCUGUUAUGAAACAGCAGAAAAUAAUGGGGCAGUUCUACUAACAUCAUUUCAAAGGAGGUUUGAUUCAGCUUUUUCCGAACUAAAAGAAACGGCACUGAGUGGACGUUUGGGGGAGCUGCAGUUGAUAAGGCUUACAUCACGAGACAACCCUAAACCGUCCUAUGAAUUCCUGUCUAAUGCUGACAGCACUGGUUGUAACCUGAUUUCUGACAUGGCGGUUCAUGAUGUUGACAUGAUGGUCUGGUUAACAUCGUGUUCUAAACCAAAAUCGGUGUUUGUCCUGACACAUAUCAGAGAUGAGACUCUUCAGAAGAUUAAGGAACCCGACGCUGGAGUCAUCUGUGUUAAGUUUGAAAAUGGGAUGAUUGCCACCAUAGACGUGUUCAGAGAGUGUGUAUAUGGUUAUGACAUCAGAGCAGAGUUAUUUGGAACAAAGGGUAUGGCAGUGGCAGACAAUCCUCGGAGGUCCUCUUUCUGUGUGGAUUAUUUAGAAGGCUCAAAUAUGCCCCCGCUUCACUACUCCUUCCCUCAGAGAUUUGAGAAAGCUUUUGCAACUGCCGUGUCCCAUUUCUAUAGUUGUCUUGCAGGUGAAGUUAAACCUCUUAUAACAAAAGAGGAAUGCUUAAUGGUGUCCCAGAUCAUAGACAAAGCAGUGGACUCCUACCAAACAGGACAAGUUGUCAACUUCUGAGUGUGCGUCCCGGUAUUUACAUUGGCAUAUUAUGUUGGUAUUUUCUUCUAAAAAUGUUUUUAAUGUGGUUGUCCUUAAACUUAGUAUUCUUUAGCAGUGAGAAACCGUUUACACUGUAUCUUGUUGUUAUAUAAGCAGAAUCUAGAGCUUGUUAGGAAUCAUAUUACAUGUACUAAGAUAGAGGUUUUCUUCUUUGGCUUGUCCUACGUAUUUGAUAGUAAUAGUGCUUAUUAAAGAGUACGUUUUAUUUCCUUUGGGAAGAAAUUUGAGAGAGCUGCAUGUAUUUAAAAAAAAAAUUAUAAUGUCUUCCAUUUAUCUGUUUAUGUGAAUAUUGCUUGUAAGGAAAUGCACAGGCAAGCUAGAUGCAUUUUUUGUUGCUGAAUAUUAAAAUUCUGAAUAACAUCACUUGUUCGGUUUAGCAGAUGUUUGUUUGUUUUUAUUUCAUGAACCUAAUAACCAUAUUUUUAAAAAUGACAAUCAGUAUGUUUGAUAUGUAUAUGAUAUUUAUUCCAUGAAGUCACAUGUACAUGUAUAUUUCCUCAUGUUCUUCUGGCGGUUGUGUUCUUAAAACAUUACUUUGUCAAUAUACCCAGUGUUGAAGAUAAUAUGUUUAUUUUGAGUUAUACAUAAUGGCAGUAUUAUAUAAUUGAUUCCCAGGGGUGAAUCUACAAAAGAAUUUUACAUGAUAAAUAAUGUUUAAAUAAUGUGAUUGUUAUAAUGUGAUUUUUUUAUGCUCCCAUAAUUGGAGAUAUGGAGGCAUAUAGCUUUUAGUCUGUCUGUCUGUCUACAAAAACUUGGGCCAACACUUUUGAACAUAUGGUGCUUAGGGACUUCAAUAUUUCAGAAGUGUAUUCCUUGUGACCUUUUCUUUGGAUACCUAUAAUUUUUACCUUGAUCAUGUCCUUGAACAUGGAGUUUGACGUACCUUUGGAAAACUUGGCCAUAACUUUUGAAUGGUUGGUGCAUGCUAGGGCAUUUAUAUUUCACAUGUGUAUUCCUUGUGUCAAAACCUUCUUUGUCACCAAUGCUUUUGACCUCAUGACCUUGACAUUUGACCUGCUUUUGAAAAACUUUAACCUUGGCCAUGAGCUACCAUAUGGGGGCAUCAGUGUUUCAUAAAUACAUCUAGUUUUCUUUUUACUUUCAUUGACAUGUAUACAAGUUUUGAAAUAAAAAUUUAUUCUGUA
Molecule: messenger RNA, 2439 nt
Organism: Saccostrea echinata
Lineage: Eukaryota; Metazoa; Mollusca; Bivalvia; Ostreida; Ostreidae
Exons: 8
Coding region: 122-1252 (376 amino acids)
Biological process (GO): NADPH regeneration
Cellular component (GO): cytoplasm
Molecular function (GO): nucleotide binding; oxidoreductase activity
Source: RefSeq, a predicted model, not a curated record